GGGACACGCUGUGUUAUAACAGAAACGCUUUAAGAAUGACGUCCUAAACCACAUUAGCUGUUUUAGCGCGUAUCCGCUUGGUAUGCUUUGACACAGGGGGAAGAAGCCCUGAAUGUACACAACAGUCAGACAAGCAGGUAAAGACAAUGCUUUCUCCCACUGAGGCAGACGACGAUGAGGUGGAGGAGGAAGUGGAGUUUGUAUCGGAGGGUCCCCUCAGACCGGUGCUCGAAUGUAUUAAUCUGCUGAGUGAUAGUGAGGAGGAGGGAAGUUCACCAACAGCAGAUGUGAUUGAAGAUCAGAUCAACCGUCAUAAAUCACGUGUUGCAUCUACUUUGGACAGAUUAGCACAGCAAGUGGCUGUGGAGAAACAGGAGAGAGCUGAUAAAUGUCGAGCCUUCAAGGAGAAGGAAAUCUCACAAAAAGCUCAUGGACAGCGAGAGCUGGCCUUUAAUUCCAGAAAUGGAAGUAAUCAGGAUGCAAAGCACUGUGUCGACAUGUGGCUUAAGAUGCCAGGUCUUCGACCUGGAGUGGUCAGUGGUGGGUCUGACAGAAGGCGCAGAUCUUCUUUCCCCAGCAACAGUUCAACUAAUCACGUCUGUCCAGUGAUUAACUGUGGUCGAGUCUAUGAGAGUGUGCCUCUCCUCGAAGGUCACUUAAAAAGGUUUGAUCACUCCCCUUGCGACCCAACCAUCUACCUUAAAGGAAACCCAUCUGAGCUUUACGCUUGUGUCGCUUGUGGCAGGCGUUUUCCAACUAAGCAGGAAUGGAGGACCCAUCUUCAGUCUAAGGUGUCGUCAUCCAAUGCUGAGGGCCACACCAUCAGCCAGACCUCUCUGGUGAUUGUGUGCUUUGCCUGUCCUGCCUGCUAUCUCCUCUUCAACCUCCAGGAUCAAUGCCUUCAGCACAUGUCAGCCAAAAACCACUUCACAGAGUCACUUCCCAUGAAUGCUGCCAGAGGAAGACGAUUGCCAGUUCCUAUCCCACAAUAUGCUAAGAAUCGUCUCAUGGCUUUGUGCAAAGAUGUUACUUUCAAUGUCCGAUGCACUAUAUGCCGGAAAAUACUGACCACGCAUCAAGCAGCUCAAGCACACUUCAACGUUUAUUGCAGACAGGGCUGUGCUGUUGCCGAGGCUGACAAAACAAUAGUGCAGAUAAUGAAGCAGCUGCAAGUGCAAGGGCAGUGCUCCCUCUGCUGUAAGAUCUUCUUCAACAAAGUUGAAAUUGAGAGACACAAAGAGUUGACCCAGCAUGAUGUGGAGGUUAAUGAAACAAUGGAGAAAGCGAUUCUUCAGUACUGCAGUUUCAGUGAAAUUCAAAAUGCCAAGAGGGCGAAAGAAGCAAAGGAGAGAGGACUUCCCAGAGGAGCUGAAGUACCACAUCAAAAGAGAGACAAAAAGACUUGUAAUUCUGGAGAAAUGCCAGCCAAGCGGCAGAGGCUAAGCCAAAGUGUUGAUGGCAGUGCUAACAGAGCCAGGCACUCGACACUAGCAUGGUUCUGUGAGUGCGGUCUACGUUUCUCAGAAGAGGCUUCAGCCAGUAAACAUCUCUUGGCUGUGAACCAGAUCUUUCAUCAAUGUGGUGUGUGUGGCAAACACAUGGGUGAGUCCUCAAUCGCCCGCCUGCACAUGAGUCGCUUCCAUGGAGGGGCGCAUCUCUCCAACUUCCUCUACUACUGCCGCUUGUGCAAAGUGGACAUGCCUCGGUAUGCAGACAUCCUGUCCCAUGUGUCAGAGGCUCACAGUGGUCAUACCUACUUUACUGAAAGAGAAGUGUCUGAGGAACCUGCUGCAGUCAUUGAUGCCAAGCCAUCCACCAGCGGCGGAGUCACUUUACAUACGGACUCCAAGGCCACAGUUUUGCCAACCACAGCAAGAGCGUCUUCCUCAAAACUAGUCCAAUCAUGGAUGUGCAGGAUGUGUGAGGACAUCUUUGACUCUGAAGCAGCCGUCCACAAACACUGCAGUGAUGUGACCAGCCACAGUUUCCAGAGGUUCGUCUGCGGCCACUGCCCUCAGAAAUUCUUUAAGGAGUCCACCAUGCGCAGGCAUUGCAUGAAUGAGCAUGAGGGGCAGAUAAAGUGCUCUUACUUCUGUGGACUCUGCGACAGCAUGCAGUUUGAAUCUGAAGAUGAGUUCUCAGAGCACUACAAGAGUCUUCAUAGUAAGGACUACUACUGCAUGGAUGACGCUGAAGUUGAUAAUUCUGCUCCAGCUGAAAGCACUGGCCAGCUUGAGUGCUUGUGCCCAUGCAUGGGCUCAGAGAAGAGCAAAGAAGAAAGGAAGGCUACGUACACACAGUGCAUGAGGAAUCUGGCCAAUGAGAGAAAAUGUCAAUACGUGUGUGCUCCUUGUGGUGUAUCUGUGAACUCCUUUGCACAGAUAAAGACCCAUGUCCAUACAAAACACACAGCUUUGAACCUGGAGAAGACAUUUGAUGUUGAAUGCAGCACUUGCCAGGAGAGCUUUAUGGGUGUACCGAGUUUCCAUAAACACUACCAUUCCCAACACUGUAGACUGGAACCUUGCCUGAGCUCUAAGGCCUGUGGGGGAGAGAAGAAAGCAGAGCCCACCCCUGUCAAAAUACUCAGUGCUGUGGAGAUCAAACCAGAGGAGAUUGAAGAUGACAAGCUGGCUACGGUUUUGAACUUGGAUAAGGCCAAAAAAGAAAGUGAUACCCCUGAAGAUGAGUUAGAUGAGGAGAUGAAGCAAGCAUUGGCUUUGAGCGCAGAAGAAGCAAUAGAGUCAAGAGAGUCUGCAGGGUGUGUCCAACAGACAGCAUCCACCCUGCUGAAUUAUCCUGAAGCAAGGCACUGAAUCCCCACCAGCUUUUAGGACUGUUCUGUUGCUGACCUGCACCCCGUCCUCUUUACGAAGGGGGCCGAGUGAAAAGAGAAAUUCCCUAAGGGGAUCAAUAAAGUAUCUUAUUAAACUGCA
Myripristis murdjan (pinecone soldierfish) is the source of this 2936-nucleotide messenger RNA. It is a transcript of the gene znf451, whose product is annotated as zinc finger protein 451. The transcript has 13 exons. Lineage: Eukaryota; Metazoa; Chordata; Actinopteri; Holocentriformes; Holocentridae. Bases 147 to 2816 code for a protein of 889 amino acids. Gene Ontology annotation, molecular function: RNA polymerase II transcription regulatory region sequence-specific DNA binding; DNA-binding transcription factor activity, RNA polymerase II-specific. Gene Ontology annotation, cellular component: nucleus. The record is from RefSeq and is a predicted model, not a curated record. Gene Ontology annotation, biological process: regulation of transcription by RNA polymerase II.